AUGUUUAAAAUUACAGCCCAUGAACUCGACAAAUUUAAUAAUUUAAAGGAAGGCUCACACACACCAACAAAUAGAUUCACGCAGGUUGCUCAAAUUCCAAACGAAUACAACAUUAGGGAGAGUCUCUAUUCUACUCAGUUGAGACGCUCACAACCCCAAGCAAAUGUAGCUAUAGACAUCGUAGAGGUUGCAUUCUAG
Messenger RNA from Theileria equi strain WA, 198 nucleotides. RefSeq lists its product as hypothetical. The record is from RefSeq and is a predicted model, not a curated record. The coding region runs from base 1 to 198 and encodes 65 amino acids. The transcript is spliced from 2 exons. NCBI's taxonomy places the organism in Eukaryota, Apicomplexa, Aconoidasida, Piroplasmida, Theileriidae.